UCAUUAUGUCCACAUGGUUAAUGUUAUUUUGACACCGACGUAUUUCCCUCAGACUUUGUAAGAUUGUAACUUUGAGGAGGUUUCGACGCAUCAAAUAUGGGAAAAUCGAAGAAUAAGAGAUUCCGUUCAAAAAAGGCACAGCCGACUGGUUUGCAGAGUGUGAAGGAAAUACAAGCAGAGGAAGAAGAACUCGGCAGCGGCACGUCCACGACCUCCUCGGACACCGUACAGCUGAAGACAGUCGGAGUGUUGGAGAAGCUUCAAAGUAGCUCUGCUGAGGAGAGAGAAUGUGCCUGCACAUCUCUGGCAAACUUGGUCCAGGAUCCCCAAGCACUGCAGACCUUGGUCCAACAGAAAGCAGUGCGUAGUCUUGGUCCUCUUCUUGUAGACCCAUCAUCAGGUAUCCGAGAAGCUGCAGCUGGAGCUUUGAGGAAUCUGACUGUAGCAGGUGGACAUGAUAUCUGUGACCAUAUGGUAGAUGAAGACAUCAUGACCCCUCUAGUUGCAUUCCUACUUCAAUAUUCAGAUGGAAUUCCACAGACCUCUACAAAGCAUAAAGAGAAUAAGAUGCCUCAGCAUGACUCAAGUUUGGAAGCAUUAGUGCAAGCUGUACAUCUUGUCUGGAAUUUAUGUGAGAGUAACAGUACAGCAGUAGCCAUAGCUAAUCAACAAGGUUUAGUCACAGUCUUCCUCCACUGUCUUCAAGCCCACCAAACUAUGGUGGAUCUAGCCAUCUGUGCAGCACAAUGUCUCCACACCUUCACAGAGGACAACCUAUUGGCUGCACAAGAACUCUGCAAGCCAGAUCGGCUAGCCGUGUUAGAGAGUGCACUCAUGUGUGAGAACUCCUCUAUGAAGUUGACGCAACUUCAGACUCUGACUGCUGGAAUCUUGUUCAAUAUCAGGGGUUGUUUGCCGGCCACCAGUAGAGGGCAGAGUUUCCAAGCCCUCGUGAAGGUGCUUGCUACAACACUUCAGCCUGAUAACUGUGCGGCAAUCUCAUCCCUAGUCCCUGGCAUUCAAACAAAUGGAAAUGUUCAGAAUGGAGAAGUUGAGAAAGGAAAAGAAGAAGAAGACGACGCAGCAACAAGUAAAACGUUGCCAUGGAAACUAGAAAGUGAUCUUUCUGAAGCAGAGGCCCUACUUCAAGCCCAGCAGGUUGCAUUAGAAAUCAUCUCAAAUAUGUGCUGUCCUGAAGAUGAUGAUGAUGAUUGGGAAGAUAUGGAGUCAUGUAGUACAAGCAGUAGUAGCAGUGAUGACAAUCAAGAAAGAACAGAAGAUGUAGCACCACCACCUAUCAUGUCUCCUUUAUGCCUCUCAGCCGAAAUUCACAGUGCUUUAUCAGACCAGUGUAUACCAACUAAGAUCCUAGAGAAAAUAAAUUUUCCUGACAGAACACUACUUCAAAAGUUGAUAUCACAUAAGGAAGGCAAGCCAUUAUUCAAAGGCCUCCUUAGAGUCCAGAGCAGAGCCCUUCUUUGUCUUCAUAACAUGGUUGCAGCGAUGGAGCUGGAAUCAUUAGGGGGUCAACAAGCCCUGGCCUUGCUUCUAGAUAAGCUCCUUGUCCUAGCAAUGAAUGAACCAGUUCCAGUUGGUGGUGAAUUGAUAGAGGCUUUGACUAGUGCACUGAGAGCUGUCCUUCAGAAAAUGGCUCAAAAUAAUUACGUCCCAGAGGCAUUGACAGAGGUACACCUGACCAGGCUAUGUUCAUUUGGUGAGGCUAACGCAUCGAAUAGAAUCAAAGUAAACCUUGUAGGAGUGCUUGGUAGCAUAGGUAGUGUCUUGGCUAAAAGAGAUAGAACAGAAGAACUGCUCACGGCUGUUGGAAACCAGCUGCUAGAAGUGGCCACUAAGGAUGGGUCUCUGUGGGUAGCAGCAGAGGCCCUGGAUGCAAUCUUUGAUACCUUUGGUGAUGGAGUAAUGGCCGAUAGGGUGGCCAUCGAACUAGGACUGACUGCUCGUCUGAAAGCCUUGGUGCCACAGCUCAAAUCAAAGUUACGGCAAUGUAGAGGAACCUUGGGUGAACACUUGCCCAUCAUCAUGAAUGCAAGGACAAACCUAGGAAGGUUCAUCAAGUAUAAAGAGAAUCAAGAGCUUCUACUUGGCACCUAUCCAUCUGCUUAAACCAGUCACACCUUCCCUCAACCAGUUCUUCAGUCUUCCCUUCUCUCCCAACCCUCCCCCACUUCUCAUACUUGUGUUUUUCCUCAUUGUUUUUGCUCACUUUCAUUCCUUUUUUCCAUUUUCUUCCUCAAAUUGUCAGUCUUCAAAUUUUAUAUUCCCUCAAGGGUAGUGUUUCAUAAAGCAAGUGAUUCUCACCAAUUUGUCCUGAGCCAAUCAGAUCCAAGGAUUUCAGUAGCUUAUUACAGUUGCUAAUAAAAAUCACUGACAUAGCUGCUUCAUGAAAUGCUCCCUUGUUCUUUUUCACCUUAUUGGAUUCCUCCUUCAAACCUUCAUUUCUCCUUUUGUUACUCUUCUUUUCACGUCCUGAUGUUCUUUUCAUCAUUUUCAUCCCUCUUUUUUUCCUGUCAUCCUUUAAUCACCAUGUACAAGUUAGAUACCGCUGUACCACUUCCUAUCAUUAAAUCUGUUUGGAUUUUUCUUUGAGUGUGUAAAUAAGCAAUAUUUAUUGUAAAUAUGAAUAGUAAAAAGAGAUAUAUUUUAACUUUUCUCAUUGCCAAACAGAAGCUUCCCGAGUCAGUUUUAUGCAGGCUUAAUUCUUCCAUGUAUAAGUAUAUGUGUGAGAUCAUUAUUGUAAAUAAUUUAUGAAAAAGAAUCCAAGUAAUAAUGAGAAUGUGACCAGGGGAGGGUUUGCUUCAAAUGAAAGUUUGCAUACAAUCAUGCAUACUUUUAAUGAUGUUGAAUAUAGCAAGCCUAGCUGUAAUUUGAUUUCUCAAUUAUUGAACCGCAUCUGGCAGUCAUGAAAUAUGCAGGGAUACAUUUUGAUUGAUAUUUGUUAAUGAUUCGCAGGCAUUGAUAAUACAAGGUGUAUUUUUUGGCCACAAUCUGAAUGGAAUAAUUGAAAAUAUGUUGUAUUUUUGUUCCUUUAAAAACUUGAGGUAUCUCAUUUUAUAGAAUUUUGUAUUCACGUCUUUAAUAAAGUUAUGCAUAAUGUUAUGAAUGGAUUUGUCUUUCACUCAUGGCACAGCAUAGCUUAGCAAUAUUUUGGGUUUAAAGUCAAUGAUAUAUGUGUAACACAUAUUGUUAACAUAUAUCUGAACACCCUAAAAAUUGUUGCUGAGCUUUGUCAUAUCUUUAUGAGGUUUUGGGUUUAUUUAUUAGUUAUUUCAUUACAGCAAAAGAAUGUCCUUCAAAUUGAAUAUACAUUGUCAAUAUUGUACAUACAUAUAUUUUUAUUUCAGGUAUUUUAAAUUUUUACCAUUUUCAGCAUACAGGACUUAGUUUUUAUUGGUUUUGAGCUUGCUUUAAUGGCUAUUUACAGAAGUGAAUGUUUUAAUGGUGGUAGAGUUCAGUUGUGAAAAAUCACAAAAAUGAAACCACCCUAAAGUUAUAGUAUUGCAAGAAGAUUGAGAGAUUCACUAUUAUGUGAAUGAAUCUAAGGUUAUUUAUUAGAUGUCAUGUGGGAAAUCCAUAUUACUUUGAGAAUGCUAUUGCGAACUAUAAGUAAAUUGAUGAUUAUGAGGUGUCAUGUAAAAUUCUAAUUAGUACUGACCAGUAGGUUUGCCCAUGUCAAAUCUAUUUUAACCACAGAUGUCCGUUUAACAUGGAGAGAUUCAACCUAAAGAGGUAUUUGAAAUUUUACAUAAUGGACAAGUUUACGUGUAGUUUGAAUUUUGUGUGAAUUAGUGAUGCUUAGACUGCCACGAUGGCAAUCGUCUUCUGGCUUUGAAAUGUGUUAAACCGUCUAUGAAAUGGUGACCACAUUUUCUGAUUUUGCAUGACAACUGUUGAUGAACUUGUACAUGUUGAGUUGUAGGGUCAUAGAAAGUGAAUAGAGAAAGGGUAAGCAAAUCUCUACAGAGAGUGUGCCCAUUUUGCCACAUUAGCAGGUUUUGUUCAAUGUUUAAAAAAAAUAAUAAUCACAAUAAUUACUGAAAUCCCUAAGUUGGUAAUGUGAUAAGAAAAAUCAUUGUUCAUCCAUGCCUAUUGGCAAAUAUUUGAUACAUUAACAUCUUCUUUAUUGAUACAUGUAUCAUGUAUAAGUACCUAAACUUUAAAAUAAAUUAUGUAGCAAUGUAAGAAAUAUAGUCCUACCAAUUUGAAGAUUAAAAGUUGAUUAAAUGAGGAUUCUGGUAUAUCAUUGACAAAAAUGGGUAGAAGUAUAGAUUGCUAAUGUCAAAGUUGCAGGUUUGUCUUUGUCAUCAUGUAACCUUAUCAUUAAUUUGAUUUUAUAUUGUCUAUCCCCCAAUGCCUCAAUUGCCUUAUUAAUGGAAGGCUACCAGUAUUAUCAAAGAGUAAAAUUCAGACUGUAUCAUCAUACUUACAAGUGAAUUGAUAAACAUUUAAACUUUUAGACUUGAAUCUAUGAUUGGCAAAAUUGCUUAUUUGAAUGAAACUAAUCUUGGAAAAGUUGAAUUUUAAAUAAAUUUCUUCAAAAUUAUGUGUUUAGUAAUCUUCAUACGUCAGUCAAUGUUUGCAAAACUGAGGGACUUGUAUGGAUAAUAGUACACUCACCGGUGGUGAAGUUGCAGUAAUGAGUUUGGAAAGUAAAGAAAACUUAUACAAAGUCUUGAGAUGGCUGUAGAGAUAUUUCGUUACUUUACCCUAGGAUUCCCAAACAAGAAAAUCAUGAAUGAUACCACAACUUUAUUUUUGCUUUGU
Lytechinus variegatus (green sea urchin) is the source of this 4782-nucleotide messenger RNA. It is a transcript of the gene heatr3, whose product is annotated as HEAT repeat-containing protein 3-like. Lineage: Eukaryota; Metazoa; Echinodermata; Echinoidea; Temnopleuroida; Toxopneustidae. The transcript is spliced from 17 exons. Bases 97 to 2124 code for a protein of 675 amino acids. Gene Ontology annotation, biological process: ribosomal large subunit biogenesis; protein import into nucleus. The record is from RefSeq and is a predicted model, not a curated record.